AUGUCAUCAAGCCGGUCCACGGAAGGAGAUAAAAAUCACACCUCUGUGGCCAUGUUUGUUCUCCUAGGACUUUCACGUGAAAAAGCGGUACAGCUUAUCUUCUUUCCAAUCUUCCUAGGGGUCUACCUGGUAACCCUCAUCUGGAACCUGGGUCUCAUCAUCCUAAUCAGGAUGGACUCCCACCUUCACACACCUAUGUACUUUUUUCUCAGUUUCCUGUCAUUUAUAGACAUCUGCUAUUCUUCUUCUACCAACCCAAGAAUGCUUUCAGAUUUCUUGAAAGAAGAAAAAAUGAUUUCAUUUAUUGCCUGUGCGACCCAGUAUUUUGUUGCAUCCUGGAUGUGUCUCACUGAGUGCUGUCUUUUGGCUGCCAUGGCCUAUGACAGAUAUGUUGCUAUCGGUAGGCCUCUGCAGUACUCAGCCAUCAUGGAUCCUGGCCUCUGUCAGAAGAUGGUUGCUGGGGCCUAUGGGAGUGGUUUCCUUAGUAGCUUAGCUGAAACAAUCCCUUGCUUUCAUCUCUACUACUGUGGGCCCAAUAUCAUUCCAAAUUUCUUCUGUGACAUAACCCAGAUUAUUUCCUUGUCUUGCUCCAAUCCCUUCAUCAGCCAAAUGAUUCUUUUUCUGGUAGCUUUUUUAAUUGGGUUUGGGUCUUUUCUUGUUACCCUCUUAUCCUAUGGUUUCAUUGUAGCUGCCAUCCUGAAAAUAUCCUCUCUCAAAGGUAGUGCAAAGGCCUUCAACACUUGUGCCUCCCACCUGGUAGUUGUGGCAAUCUUCUAUGGAACAGGCCUCUCAGUGUACAUGCAUCCUAGCUCUAGCCACUCUGAGAAGCAGGACAAGGUGCUGUCAUUGUUCUAUGUUAUCCUUAUCCCCAUGUUAAACCCUGUUAUUUAUAGUCUGAGGAACAAGGAGACCAAAGAGGCCCUCAAGAGGGUGAUAAAGAGGGCAACACAUUUACUUCAGUAA
Molecule: messenger RNA, 963 nt
Organism: Diceros bicornis minor
Lineage: Eukaryota; Metazoa; Chordata; Mammalia; Perissodactyla; Rhinocerotidae
Product: olfactory receptor 5A1-like
Exons: 1
Coding region: 1-963 (320 amino acids)
Biological process (GO): G protein-coupled receptor signaling pathway; sensory perception of smell
Cellular component (GO): membrane
Molecular function (GO): G protein-coupled receptor activity; olfactory receptor activity; odorant binding
Source: RefSeq, a predicted model, not a curated record